AUGGCCACGAGAGCUCUUGCCGCCGCCGUCGCCGGCCGCUGUGCGGCCGGGCAUGGUGGGCUAGCCGUUCUCUCCUCCGGCUCCUGUUGCAGGCGCGGAGGAGCAGUGCAGAGCUUCUCCCACAGCACUGCCGAGCGGGAGCGGGAGGGCCACGGCGACGCCGAUGCCGAUGCCGAUGCCGACGCGACAGUCGCCACCGCGGCGCAGGUGGAGGCGGCGCUGAACCGCAAGAACGUGGAGGCGGUCCAGGGGAACCGCUCCGCGACGCUGGUCGCGGCCGACGCGGCCGAAGCGCUGCACGGCGUGGGCGACAGCGACGCCGCCGGUGCCGAGGACGCGUGGGUGCCCGACCAGGAGACAGGCGUCUUCGUCCCGGCCAACGAGGCGUCCGGCGACGGGAAGAACGGGAUUAACGGAGCCGACGGCGGCAGCGCGCGCGGGCAGGCCGGGCCGUCGGUGCUGGACCAGGCGGUGUUCGUCCGCGAGGAGGACAUGGAGGACGUCGAGAGGCCCGCCGUCGGCACUGUGGACGUGGUUGACGCUGACGCCGGCGCCAAGUGA
Messenger RNA from Miscanthus lutarioriparius, 561 nucleotides. NCBI's taxonomy places the organism in Eukaryota, Viridiplantae, Streptophyta, Magnoliopsida, Poales, Poaceae. The record is from the annotation of a GenBank genome assembly.